AUGAGUGAUCGAUUAUCACCUAAAAGUUCGUUUGUUCAACUUCGAUUUCUUCUUAUUCAAUAUCAAAUAGUUUCUGUCAUUCUUGAAAAAUAUCCGAAUAAUUUUGCUUUCGAGAUUUCCUCUCGAUUAGUUCAUUUUUCUGAUGUAUUACCAGAAUUGAUCUAUAAUCUACUUUGUCAAUGUCAAUGUAAUUGUGCGUUACGUAUGAUUAAAAAUGAAAUGCAAUCUUCGGAUUGGUGUUUGAUGAAACAUGUAAUUGGCUUUGUUCAUACCAUAAAUCAAAGCAUAUUCUGUUUAUUUAUACUUCUGCAAGGAAAAUUUAUUAUUAUUCGUACAAGUGCUGGUAAUUGGUCUGAUGAGGAAACUGGUAUCACUAUCUACUGUGUAUUGGAAAAUGGUGAACUUCGUCAAUACAAUGUUACAAUAAUGACUUAUCUACCUUACGAACGAAUUAAUCAAUCAGAAAAUUCAUUACUUAAAGAACCAAUAGAUUCUUUGCAAAUUCACGAUAAAUUUGUUGUGACUCUUGAUACGAGAAAAUGGUGA
Molecule: messenger RNA, 546 nt
Organism: Rotaria sordida
Lineage: Eukaryota; Metazoa; Rotifera; Eurotatoria; Philodinida; Philodinidae
Source: the annotation of a GenBank genome assembly